AUGAACAAGACUGAUAGUCAAGGCCAAACACCACUCCACAUCUUAGUUAACCAGCAUAAUCUUUCUCCAUCUCAGCAAGACAAAGCUUUCCAAAUUUGCGACAUGUUAAUCGUAAAAGGAGCUAAAAUCGAUGCAAAAGACAAAGCUGGAAAGACACCAUACGACUAUAUUCGCAAGAAAGAUUAUCCUGAUUUGAAGAAACGUUUGAGAAAUCAAUAA
Trichomonas vaginalis G3 is the source of this 219-nucleotide messenger RNA. RefSeq names its product spectrin binding. Bases 1 to 219 code for a protein of 72 amino acids. Gene Ontology annotation, molecular function: protein binding. The record is from RefSeq and is a predicted model, not a curated record. The transcript has a single exon. Lineage: Eukaryota; Parabasalia; Trichomonadida; Trichomonadidae.